AUGAUUAGCAAGCAAUCGCGGUUAUUCAUCCGUAAUAAUGGAGAAACAUUCCACGAUUUUCUUAUACAAUAUUUCCGUUCAAAGAUGAUUAGCGCACUUUCUCGCUCUAUUAGACUUUCUGCUGCCAGAAUCACCCCUGUUGCUAGGGCUGGUUUUGCUACUAUUCCUGGACGCGUACCUCUCGAAGAGCACGAUCCUGAACUUUUCGAUUUGAUCGAGAAGGAGAAGAACCGAUCUUGGAAGUCGCUGGAGAUGAUUGCUUCUGAGAACUUCACUUCCAGAGCUGUUAUGGAAUGUUUGGGUUCUUGUUUGACGAACAAGUACUCGGAGGGAUAUCCGGGUCACCGUUAUUACGGAGGUAACGAGUACAUCGACCAGAUCGAAGAGUUGUGCAAGAAGCGUGCUCUGGCUGCUUACCAUUUGGAUCCUGAAAAGUGGGGCGUGAACGUUCAGCCCUAUUCCGGAUCUCCUUGCAACCUGGCUGUGUACACGGGUCUGUUGAAGCCUGGUAGCCGAAUGAUGGGUCUGGAUCUUCCUUCUGGAGGUCAUCUGACGCACGGUUACUACACAUACAACGCCAAGACGCACACCCGAAAGGCUCUGUCGGGCUCUUCGAUCUUCUUCGAGACGCUUCCUUACCACGUGGAUCCGAAGACGGGUCUUGUGGACUACGAUUUUAUGGAGCAGAUCGCUGGAAUCUACAGACCCCAGAUGAUCAUCUGCGGAGCUUCUGCGUAUCCUCGUGAGUGGGAUUACGCUCGGAUCCGUAAGGUUGCGGACGCGAGCGGCGCGAUCAUGAUGAUGGAUAUGGCGCACAUCAGCGGCCUGGUGGCGACGGGCGAGGCUGCGAAUCCGUUCGAGUACUGCGAUGUGGUGACGACGACGACGCACAAGUCGCUGCGUGGUCCGCGCGCCGGUAUGAUCUUCUUCCGCAAGGACGAGCGCGACUUCGAGCGCAAGAUCAACGACGCGGUGUUCCCCGGUCUGCAGGGCGGUCCGCACGACCACCAGAUCGCGGCCAUCGCCACGCAGCUGAAGGAAGUGGCGUCGCCCGAGUUCAAGGAGUACUGCGUGCAGGUCAAGAAGAACGCGAAGGCGCUGGCGCAGGCGCUGAUGGACAUGGGCUACACGAUCUGCACGAACGGCACGGACAACCACCUUCUGCUGUGGGACGUGCGUCCGCUGGGACUGACGGGCUCGAAGAUCGAGAAGGUGUGCGACCUGAUCAACAUCUCGCUGAACAAGAACACGGUCCACGGAGACAAGUCGGCGCAGUCGCCCGGCGGCGUGCGCAUCGGAACCCCCGCGCUGACGACGCGAGGACUGAAGGAGGCGGACUUCAAGAAGGUGGCGGGAUUCCUGGAUCGCGCGGUGAAGAUCUCGCUGGACGUGCAGAAGAGCUCGGGAAAGAAGCUGAAGGACUUCGUGGCCGCUCUGCCCAACAACAAGGACAUCCCUGUGUUGGCUCACGAAGUCGCUCAGUUCGCCACCUCGUUCCCGAUGCCCGGAUUCGACACGGAGACGAUGAGAUACAAAAAUCUGUAA
Blastocystis hominis is the source of this 1545-nucleotide messenger RNA. RefSeq lists its product as hypothetical. Gene Ontology annotation, cellular component: cytoplasm. Bases 1 to 1545 code for a protein of 514 amino acids. Gene Ontology annotation, molecular function: pyridoxal phosphate binding; cobalt ion binding; zinc ion binding. The transcript is spliced from 5 exons. Lineage: Eukaryota; Bigyra; Opalinata; Blastocystidae. Gene Ontology annotation, biological process: tetrahydrofolate interconversion; folic acid metabolic process; L-serine catabolic process. The record is from RefSeq and is a predicted model, not a curated record.